Molecule: messenger RNA, 818 nt
Organism: Galendromus occidentalis (western predatory mite)
Lineage: Eukaryota; Metazoa; Arthropoda; Arachnida; Mesostigmata; Phytoseiidae
Product: heat shock protein beta-6
Exons: 4
Coding region: 64-597 (177 amino acids)
Biological process (GO): protein refolding; response to heat
Cellular component (GO): nucleus; cytoplasm
Source: RefSeq, a predicted model, not a curated record
AGACAGCAUCAGGCCUGCGCUUGACCAGUGUCGAUACUUCGCGCCACUGUGAAUUGUUGCAAGAUGUCGGAACGUGAGGUGCCGAUUCAGAAGAACGAAAUGUCGAUCUUAGACAACGAGUUCUCUUCGAUCCGAGAGAAAUUCGAGGCCGAGAUGAACAAAAUGGAACAGGAAAUGGCCAGGUUCCGGAGCAUAGUGCUGGAUCACGAGAAGAAUAUCUUCAACAAGGCGAUCGAGCCCGGGACGCCGGGGAGCUCGCUCUUCCCCGAGAGUGGAAUGGCAUCGCCCUUGAUCCAGGAUGGAGCUCAGGGCAAAGAACUCAAGCUCCGCUUUGAUGUUUCCCGCUAUGCACCCGAGGAGAUUGUAGUUAAAACCGUGGAUAAUCGCAUACAGGUGAGUGCGAAGCACGAAGAGAAAUCGGAGAACAAAUCGGUUUAUCGAGAGUACAACCGGGAGUUUUUGCUGCCACGCGGAUUGGAUCCUGGGAACAUCACGUCGAACUUGUCCAAAGAUGGAAUCCUGACGAUCCAGGCCCCGCUACCCGCGAUCGAGCCCGGACCCGGCGGACCUCUCAGUAUGCCUAUACGUCAGAGCUGAAUGUGGAGCCAACGACCUUGUGGUACGCCUGCCCGUGAAAACCGAUCAUCGAGAGCCCGCGCGGCUCCCGAAAGGAGUGCUGUUCAUUGAAUCUUCGGGAGCCCUGCUCCCUUAUGGCGAGUGUUUUUGAAUAUCCAUUAGGAGUACUCGCAGGAGCAACGAUGACGGGUUCAGGGCGGCACAAUAAUGUACAAAAUGGAUGAAUAAAGUUGUCUUGUGUG